Mollisia scopiformis is the source of this 849-nucleotide messenger RNA. Its product is annotated as S133a Anfaea-ferulic acid complex. The record is from RefSeq and is a predicted model, not a curated record. The coding region runs from base 1 to 849 and encodes 282 amino acids. Gene Ontology annotation, biological process: lipid metabolic process. Lineage: Eukaryota; Fungi; Ascomycota; Leotiomycetes; Helotiales; Mollisiaceae. The transcript has 2 exons.
AUGCAAUCAUUCAUCGCAACCAUUUGCUUUUUGCUUAUAGUAGCUGCACCAGCAUCCACGCAGACCCAGGGAAUAUCCACAGCACUACUCGACACCUUCAUUCAUUAUGCUUCCAUAUGCAUGGCAACAUACGAUGGCGAUCUCUGCCUCUCUCCCGGUGGACUCACUAAAGUAACCGACAUCACCAACAGCGAAACAGAUGUUCAUGGAUGGAUACUUCGAGACGAUGCUGCUCAAGAGAUCGUGGUCGCCUUCCGCGGCACUGAAAGUGUACAAAACUAUGAGUCCGAUAUGAACUACACCUUGGCCGAUUUCGAUACCAUGCCAAGUUGCACGAACUGUCAAGUCCACGGCGGUUAUUACCUGCUCUGGGAAUCGGUCGUGGACGAUGUUCAGAGUUUACUCGAGUCGCAAACUUCUCAAUAUCCCGAUUACGGGGUUGUGAUCACCGGACAUAGUCUGGGUGGCUCCUUAGCCGCUCUCGCAGCUGCACAAUUCUCUUCGACAUAUGAGAACAUGACUGUCUACACGAUGGGCGAACCACGCACAGGCAACGCAGCAUUUGCAUCAUAUAUAGACACCCAUUUUCAGACCAAUAGCUCAGAAACAACUCGAUUCUUUCGCUGCACGCACGCAAAUGACGGUGUUCCGAACUUGCCACCACUGGAUCUCGGCUAUGUUCAUCAUGGCCUCGAAUAUUGGAAUACUGAUCCAACAGGGACGAAUACCAGUUACAUCUGUGGUGCCGAGACGACAGAAUGCUGUGGUGGUCAAAAUGGAACGGGCAUCAAUGCUGCACACUUGGUAUAUUGGGGUAAACCUUUGGUGAUUGGGGGGCAAUGCCUUUGA